GGCUUAUAUAACCUGCCAGAGACUACCCCAGGCUUAUAUAGCCUGCCAGGGACUACCCCAGGCUGAUAUAACCUGCCAGAGACUACCCCAGGCUUAUAUAACCUGCCAGGGACUACCCCAGGCCGAUAUAACCUGCCAGAGAAUACCCUAUGCUGAUAUAACCUGCCAGAGACUGCCCCAGGUUGAUAUAACCUGCCAGAGAUUACCUCAGGUUGAUAUAACCUGCCACAGACUACCCCAGGCACACAGACUACCAACUUGUUCAGAAAAAGUUUAUGUUCAAGCGAGUCUCAUGCAAGAUGCUACCUCCACUGAGCAGAGACACAAACUGACGCCAUUCUGGAUACUGUGACGUCACAUCUCAAGACAGGUAACUAAAUAGAAGUUCACAAUGUCAAGCAGAGAUAAAAAAUUCUCCUCUGAGGAAUGUGGCAAACAGUUUUGCUUAAAGUCUACUCUUCAGACACAGUUACUUGUACACAAUGAUGUGAAGGAGUUUAAAUGUGAGGAAUGUGGGAAACAUUUUUCUCAGAACAGUCAUCUCAAGAGACACAUUCUAGGACACAGUGGUAUAAAGGAGUUUGAAUGUGAGGAAUGUGGGACACAUUUUUCUCAGAGCAGUCAUCUCAAGAGACACAUUCUAGGGCACAGUGGUGUAAAGGAGUUUGAAUGUGAGGGAUGUGGGAAACAUUUUUCUCGGAAGAGUCAUCUCAAGACACACAUUCUUGGACACCGUGGUGUAAAGGAGUUUGAAUGUGAGGAAUGUGGGAAACAUUUUUCUAAGAAGGGUACUCUCAAAAGACACAUUCUUGGACACAGUGGUAUAAAGGAGUUUGAAUGUGAGGAAUGUGGACAAUGUUUCUCCCGGAAGAGCACUCUCCAGACACACAUUCUUGAACACAGUGGUAUAAAAAAGUUUGAAUGUGAGGAAUGUGGGAAACAUUUUGCUCUAAAGGGUAAUCUCAAGACUCACAUUCUUGUGCACAGUGGUAUAAAGGAGUUUGAAUGUGAGGAAUGUGGGAAACAUUUUGCACAAAAGGGUACUCUCAAAUCACACAUUCUUGUACACAGUGGUGUAAAAAAGUUUGAAUGUGAGGAAUGUGGAAAAUGUUUCUCCCAGAAGAGUAAUCUCAAACAUCAUAAACUUGUGCAUGAAAAAAACAGAAUUCAGUAAAUGUUUGAAUGACUAACAGAAGAUAAAUGUGACAUAAACUUGAAUACAGUGAUAUACUGUAUAUCAAUAUAAAACUACUUAAACGGACUCUAUGAAUGUAGCAGAAAUAAAGACAAGUGACAAAUGGCACUUUUAUAGAUAUUAAACUCAAGUUAUAAUUAUCUGCUCUGAAGAUGUAAAUUUUUUCUACCGUGGCCGUAUUGUAGUAGACAUUUGGUGUUGGUUAAAUAUCACUCAUAAAAAUAC
Messenger RNA from Homarus americanus (American lobster), 1420 nucleotides. RefSeq names its product gastrula zinc finger protein XlCGF57.1-like. Bases 392 to 1174 code for a protein of 260 amino acids. The record is from RefSeq and is a predicted model, not a curated record. Lineage: Eukaryota; Metazoa; Arthropoda; Malacostraca; Decapoda; Nephropidae. Gene Ontology annotation, cellular component: nucleus. The transcript has 3 exons.